UCGUGGGAAGAAUGGCAUCCAGAGCCGCGCAGUCAGAAGUCCAAGGGCGGAAGCCGACGAGAAGAUCAAGAUACGGGUGCAGGAACUGCAAACUCAGAAAGCUCAAGCCAGUGCGACGAAACCAAACCGCAGUGCAAGAGGUGCUGCUCAUUUGGAGUAGUCUGUAACUUCAUACUCACUGUUUCUGAUCUACAACCCGUCGCCGAUGACUCAAUAAGGUCAUCAGUUCCUCUGAAGGGAGUUGGCCCUCGGCCAUCGAUGGCCAGUGCUGUCUGGACAUCUGACACCACAUACUUCUAUCAAUUGAAUGCCAAAUGCCAGGACUUCCUCACCCGGUACCUGGGUCGAAGUCUUAUUACACCUAACGACCCCAGUAUGGUCGAAGUAAAUCGCAAACUCCUCGCCCUAACCUUCACGCACCCAUUCUUGAUGCACGCCUCGUUAGCAGUGGCGCUUGCCUAUGAUCGCCAUCUAAACAGCUCACCGGACGGUCGUCGCUUUGUAGAAGAAUGUUAUCACCGGUCUCAAAGUACAGCACUCUUCAACCGACGGCUACGAGAACCGAUUCAGAUGGAGGACAAAGAUCCAAUAUGGGGCACCGCAGCGGCCCUAGCUCUCCUGAGCUUCGCAACACCUGAUGCAUGUAUUCCAGAAGAAUCAUGGCCCUUGAAGACUACCGGGUCCUCCGACUUGGAAUGGUUACGCAUGAGUAAUGGAAAGAUGUCGCUCUGGCGCAUCACAGACCCCCUCCGACCAGACAGCCUGUUCCAUGUUAUGGCGCCCGCCUUUGCCCAGAUGAACUCGCCCCUCCCAGAUAUUGGCGUCUAUGGUAUCCCAAGCCAGCUGGCCAGCGUUUGCAAUCUUGACGACAGGUCUACCGAAGAGAGCAACCCUUAUUUCAAAGUCGCCCAUGCGGUAUCCCAGGUAUUAGACCUCCCCGAUAGCCAGGUCACUACAGGCGAAAUUGGGGUCUUCCCACGCAGCAUACACGAUUCAUUCAAAUGCUUGCUUUUAGAGAGGGACCCCGUCGCGCUGCUGCUGCUAUACCUCUGGUAUCGUAAAGCAAGUCGGAGUAUGUGGUGGAUUGAACUCAGAGCAAGGGUCGAGUGCCCUGCCAUUUGCUUGUAUCUAAGGACUUAUCAUAAGGAUUACCAUUCUGUGCACGAGUUUCUACCGGAGGUUCGGAGA
Clonostachys solani is the source of this 1188-nucleotide messenger RNA. The record is from the annotation of a GenBank genome assembly. Lineage: Eukaryota; Fungi; Ascomycota; Sordariomycetes; Hypocreales; Bionectriaceae.